Messenger RNA from Podarcis lilfordi (Lilford's wall lizard), 7069 nucleotides. Lineage: Eukaryota; Metazoa; Chordata; Lepidosauria; Squamata; Lacertidae. The record is from the annotation of a GenBank genome assembly.
AUGCCCUUCGUUUCUGCUCCAGGCUGGAAGAGGGCAGGGGAAGUACUGGCUUGCUUCACACCAUCAAAGUACAGAGUGCUCUGACAGACAGUGUUGAAAAAACGGAAUGAAAAGAAAUCACCGUUAAGUGCUGCAGAGUGAUAAACAAGGAACAGGCAGUAAUAGCACAGUUAUUAAAAUCUUCCUGCUAGGUUAGGCUCAUAAGAUCAAGGAAAUUUAAGCAUUGCCAACUUCUUCAGAGAUUUCUAAGGAGGGGCUGUGGAAAAGUCAGUUUAGAAUGCUUUGAGAUUACAAUCUGUUUUGCUAAGCCUGGAAAUUUACCUGCCUAUUUUGUUCCCCACACUCCGAAACCUAGGCUGUGUACAUACCCCAUGCAUUUAAAGCAUAUGUUGCCCCCCCUACAAAAACUCAAAUAUUGGGAGUUGUAGUUUGUUAAGGGUGUUGGAAAAUCAAAGUGUGUGUGUGUGUGUGUGUGUGCGUGUGUGUGUGUCUGUGUGAACUACAGUUCUCAUGCGCUUCAAAUGUGGUGUAAAUUAUUUAUUUCACAAAAUUUAUGUGCCACUUCAUUGUGAAAAGCCUCAAAGUGGUUUACAAAAAGAAUGAAGUUAUCAAUAAAAACAACUACUUAAAACAGUCCAAAAAUUUAAAAUCAGUGAUAAAGUAAACACAGAUUAAAACACACAUCAAUAUUCCACAUCUUCUAGUCUAAAUCAGAGGUCUUUCUUCAUGUGCCCUCUACAUGGUUUUUAAACUGUUACAGAAUCAUAGAAUUGUCGUGUUGGGUGGUAACCCUGAAGGUCAUCCAAUCCAACCCCCUGCAGUACAGGAAUAUCUUACUAAAGCAUCCAUGACAGAUGGCCAUCCAACCUCUGCUUAAAGGUAUUGCUUUGUUUUUUAUUAUUAUUGCUAUGGGUUUGCAGGAGGCAAAGAUCCCCUAAAACUUCUGGGUACCACUAAUUUCUAGAGUUAGUUAAUGUAAUAAUAAUAAUAAUAAUAAUAAUAAUAAUAAUAAUAAUAAUUAUUUCUACCCCACCCAUCUGGCUGGGUUUCCCCAGCCACUCUGGGCGGCUUCCAACAUUAAAAAUACAUUAGAAACAUCAGUCAUUAAAAACUUCCCUAAACAGGGCUGCCUUCAGAUGUCUUCUAAAUGUCAGAUAGUUGUUUACUUCCUUGACAUCUGAUGGGAGGGCGUUCCACAGGGUGGGUGCCACUAUCGAGAAGGCCCUCUGCCUGGUUCCCUGUGACUUUGCUUCUCGCAGGGAGGGAACCCAGGUGCAAGACAGCUUAGCGUUGUAAAAAUGCAGGCUGAAAUCUGUUUCUUGGCCUGGGGAGAAGAACUAUCAUGUAGUAGAAAGGAAAGUAAUGGGCCACUGACACAACCUGUAAGCAGAAUAGGAGUUUGACCCCCUCCGCUGAUGAGGGGAUAGUGAGCAGAGACAAAUGCCAGGCUUAGGAUUUCAUUGUUUGAUGAUGUAAACUGGGAGGAGGAGCUUGCCAGGGUAACGGUGGGUGUGAUGUCACCGCAGGAAGAAAUGUGCCCCUUUUAAACUGAGCAGUUGUUUUCUGCAAGUGUUGCUGGGGAGGAGAAGGUGGAAGCAGGCAGAACUCCAUGCAUGCUGGCGAGGAGAGGCUGCACCAAGAGACGGGGGGCACGACUGCCUGCUGCUUUGGACCCAAGUUAUGAGGGCAGCAAUGAGAGACCCUGUUGGGGUGUAAUGUUCUGCCCUUCCUCCAUCAUAGCCCAGGUUGUAUGUGUAAGACACACCAUAUUUCUUAUAGACGCUAGUCUCUUCGGUGCUUUGUUCAAAAGGAACACAAAUCCUGGUUAAGCACCAAGAAGACCCCUGGAAUCUCAGCAGAGAUUGGGGUGGCCAGUGGCAUUUUGUAAUGUAUUUUUGUGUUUUUAUAUUGUAAAGGGCCCUGAGAUUCUCAGAUGAAGGGCAAUAUAUAAAUGUAAUUAAUAAUAAUAAUAAUGGCAGUUGGUAAAAGGCACUUCUGGCAACUGGGGCUACCUGAGCUGCCAGUGACAGACCUGGAUCCAGAAGCAGCCCCAGAUUGUGACUCUGCUCUUUCAGACAGAUUGAAACUCUCUCAAGAGCCAGCAGUUGACCAAUUUCUUGGACAUGGGAACUGCUCACCCACAGUGCCUUCAUCUUGCCAGAUCUAGCUGGCCAUUGUGAGAAUAAGAUGCUAGAUGGGCCAUUGGCCUGAUCCAGGAGUCUCUUGUUAUGUCUUAAGGCCUUGCUUGUUCUUCUUCAUGCCCAUAGUUGCUGCUUCUUGAAGUGGAGAAGUGACAAUCAGGGAAAGAGGUAAGCAUCCCCUCCCAUUGAACAAAAAGUACCAAACCUAUUUCCAAAAACUCUUUUUCUUUCUGUUGAGACAUGUCACUUCCUGUUUGAUUUCUAAUCAACAGCAGACAGAAGGUUCUUGACUGACUGGUGAUCUCUAAUACAAAGCAAACAAAUUACCCAUGCAUAUUAAUCAUGUCUUCUCCUCUAAAAUCAGCAAAGCUAAGUAUUCAAAACUGAAUGUAUACAAUUACCCAAUCUUGGCACAUUCACGAGCCACCACUGUUCCUGAUACCCAUAGCUAAUCUUCUCAGGUUUGUGGGAAGAGCUGACACUGCCAAUAGUCCCAAUGACUGAAGAGUAACUAUUGGUCAGUCUUCCAAAUAUCAUCUAAUAAAGUAAGUCUUGCCUAUACAAAAUUAACAUGCAAGGCUUUGUAUUCAGGGUUAAUUUCAUUCAUUUAGCUUGAAAGGGUUCUGCCCAGAUGAAUAAUUGCCUGGUACCUCUUGGUUUCGAGAGCUGAAACAUCUUAUCUUGGAAUGAAUUCCCAUCUCAGAUCCUUUCAAGUUCUUGGCUAGGUGACACAUACAUAUCCCUUAUGGCUGACAGAAACAGGAUAGAUUAAAACCCCAAAAUGGACCGUGUGAUCAUGCCAGUGCUUCAUCUUGAACAUUUGUUUGUUUGUUUGGGACUAUUCAUAUAAGGCAGGGAUGGAAAACCUGUGGCAUUAAAAAGAGCAGAAAUAGAAUGCAAUAGCAGUCUCUCCAACUGUUAUUCUCAGCAACUGGUAUACUGCCUCUAACAUUGGAGGUACAACAUAACCGUCAUGGCUGGUGGCCCUCCAGAUGUUAUUGCACUCCAACUCCCAUCCGGCUCUGUCACAAUGGUUAGGGAUAAUGGAAAUUGUAGUCCAACAACAGCUGGCAGGCCAAAGGCUUCCUAUCCUGAUAUAGGGAGUCCAAAUAUCACUCCCAGGGUGGAUCUACACUCAUGGUUUAUAACGCUAAGGAAGAAAAUAAAAAAAUAAAACAUUGUCCAGUAGCACCUUAGAGACCAACUAAGUUUUUUCUGGGUAUAAACUUUUGUGUGCACGCACACUUCUUCAGAUACUCUAAGGUGCUACUGGACAAUUUUUUAAUUAUUUUGACUGUGUCAGACCAACACAUCUACCUACCUGAAUCUAGAACGCUAAGGAAGAGUUAAGGAAUAUAUAUCUUAAUGUAUCGCUUGUAAUAUUAAUAAUGUGUUAUUAAAAUGUAACACCAGAGGGCACUGCAGAGUAACCAGGAACCAGCAGUAAGGGCAACUGUGUUGUUACAGAGGAAUGUUAAGGAGGAACCUUUAGCAGUACUGAAUGCCAUGUGAUGUUUUAGAUCGGUAUAUCUAAUAUUCGUCUAAUAAUGUUACAACAGGGUAGAUCCAGUCCCAAUGCUCACUGGCUCUCUGAUCACAGAAGCAAAUGUUACUGUCAGCUAAUCUUGCAUGGCUCUGGUUUUACACUAGGGUAUGUAGAGGAGUUCUACAUGGUUUUCCGACAGCUAUAAAAUUUGGCUUCCCACAUCCAGAACUGAACCUGGGUCAUAUUCUGAAAACAUUGUAUGUUCUUUCUAGUCAGGGUGGUUUUAGGGAGCUGGGAUAUAGCUUGUGGUGUUAGCACUUGUUAGAUUAAUGCAUUUUACCUGCUUCAAGCCUUUAGAAUGGGCGGGUGGCGCUGUGAGUUAAAGCCAAUCGAAAGGUCGGCGGUUCGAAUCCCCGCGGCGGGGUGCGCUCCCGUCGAUCAGUCCCAGCGCCUGCCAACCUAGCAGUUUGAAAGCACCUCCGGGUGCAAGUAGAUAAAUAGGGACCGCUUACCAGCGGGAAGGUAAACGGUGUUCCGUGUGCUGCGCUGGCUCGCCAGAUGCAGCUUGUCACGCUGGCCACGUGACCCGGAAGUGUCUCCGGACAGCGCUGGCUCCUGGCCUAUAGAGUGAGAUGAGCGCACAACCCUAGAGUCUGUCAAGACUGGCCCGUAUGGGCAGGGGUACCUUUACCUUUACCUAAGGUAUAACUAAAUAUAUUCUAAUUGUCUGCUAGAAAUGUUUUUGUGUAACAACAUAUGCAACAUAUCAACCUUGAUUCUAUUCUUUCUGGAACUCAUUAAACACACUCAGUCCCUCAAAACACACUCAAAAGGAAUCAAAUCACCGGAAACCUCUGCUAUUUAGAGGAUGGCAAAAUUGUGAAUGUGUUUGUAAAGGUGUUCAGUAAUCAUGGACAAAGGUUUCAGUAUAGGUGGCUCCUGUUAGGCCAACUAAAAUGUUACAAAGUAUUGUGCAAGCUUUCGAGUUCUCUAGAUGGUAUUUUCUAGGGUGGAGACGUAGCUCCAACCAAUAAUAGUUGAGGACAUAGGGCGGCAUUCACCUAUUGAGUCCUGUCAGCCAAGGACUUCUGCUUGCACAAGAAGGCUUCCCCAUCCUUCCUCCAUACACUCCCUGCAGCCCCCCAAAAUUGGCUCUGGGGUCAGAAGAACCCCCAAAAAUGUGCACUGGGGAGGAGAUGGGGGGUUUGUUCCAUUUGGCAAGUUGAAAUGAUAGGUCUAAUGGAAUGAUCACAAGAGUGUGGCGCUGAAUUCCUCCCACUAUUUAACUCUAUAAUUCCUAAUUACUACAUUCUGUCCCCACCUAAAUCACAACUCACAUGAAGUCCUUCAAAGGACAAAUAAUGAAUAACACUUCUCAGGUGUAGGCAGUGCUUUUUUUCUUAAAAAAAUGUGUAGGGGUUACUCUCAUUUUCCUACUCAUAUUGAAAUACUGUCCCCCAAUGAGGCCAAACUUAGUAUCACAAAAUAUUUAGGGGUAUGCAUACGCCUGCAUCCCCCCAGAAAAAAACACAGAAGCCUCUCCAGCUUCUGGGGUUUCUGUCCAUUACUGGGGUCUCAUGACUUCCUGAUCAGCAGUUUUUGUGAAUGGCCCCAAAUGUCCAAGUUCAGAACUGUCAGUGAUUCUCAUGGGGUAAUCUCCUUCCUCUUUGGUGACUGCUGUGGUACUUCUGGUAUGCCUGUCCGUAUAAAUGCAGAUAUCAUUCUUGUUGCCACUGUUACCUUGUUCUUCUUUUUAGUAUAAAGCAAGGUUACUCACUUUGUAUGCCCAAAACAAGACACUAUAUAUUGCUGAACAGGCUGACACACAACAUAAGAAAAUGUAAAAAAGCACAAGAAGCUUAAGGCUGAAGUCUUAGUUCCAACCCAAAAUAAUUGGAGACAAUAUUUCACUUUGUAAUGACAAAUUACUACAGUAUUGGCUCCAUCCUCCUUUGAUAGGAUGCAGUAUAAUGGUACCUCGGGUUACAUACGCUUCAGGUUACAUACGCUUCAGGUUACAUACGCUUCAGGUUACAGACUCUGCUAACCUAGAAAUAUUGCUUCAGGUUAAGAACUUUGCUUCAGGAUGAGAACAGAAAUCGUGCUCUGGCGGUGUGGCAGCAGCGGGAGGCCCCAUUAGCUAAAGUGAUGCUUCAGGUUAAUAACAGUUUCAGGUUAAGUACGGACCUCCAGAACGAAUUAAGUACUUAACCCAAGGUACCACUGUACUAGAACUUGUUAUCAAUGCCUCAGUAUGUCAGUGGCUCAGCACAAAUAAUUUCCCAUCUAUAUCUCUGUACCUCUGCCUGGUUCCUUCUAUUUUGGCUUUGCAAUAGCAAACAGCAGGGACUCCUCUGAAACGAGCCAAUAACCCUAUGUAGUGAAAAUAAAAAGCAUUCCAACUUCUGCUAGAGAAUUAAGUGCCUGUAUGAUGUCGAAGAACCUUAUUAUAACAAGCAAGAUUCUCCAUAGCAAUGUAACUGCAGAUAGGUUUUGUUGUUGAGAUCUUUAGUAUUUCUCUGUCAACCACAGACCCCUUCUUUAAAGUAUUUGUUCAAAAUAGCACAUGCCUAUUUUGAAACUUUCCAUCUGUCAUGAACUUCUGCAAACUCUUCUGAAAAGUGCUGAAAUUUACUAGCUGGCUUCCAUUUAAUAUGAAUAUGAAAUUUAGUUCCUGGGUUUUCUUUCUGUAAACAUUCCUGUUAAACAUGGACAGAUCAAUCUAUUGCCAGUUUGUGUAAUUUUUGCAUCUGUUUAUUCCAUUUUAUUUUUGCAUCAAUCUGCAAUUUUAAAAAAGAAAUACUAUUUUUUAAAAUAGUACUUAAAUAGGCAUCUUAUAUCAACACACACAUUUCUGAAUAGAUUUUAUCCUAAACUACAUGCUUUAUACAUAUUUUAUACAUCUUGGUACAUUUAGUGAGCCAAGAACUACUGUAAAAUUCAGAGAUGUACAAAACAUUAAAAGAUUAUAUUUGCAAAGUAUAAAAAGAUUUGUGUAUUAGGCUGCAGACAUUAUUGGCUUAAAUGCAGCUAGGUUGUUCUUUUUUCAAUUCAUAUCAAAACUGGUUUGGGAGAAAAUGCAGGGGCAUGUAGUAUUUCAUUUUUAAAAAAAGACAGGAUAAAGGAUAUAUAUGGAUUGUGGUUAACUGUCAUCUUUACACCACUUUCCAAACCAGUAGUGGGGUAGCGCAAGAUGCAGAAUAAACAGGAGUGUAUACACAGCCUUCAUCUGGGAUGCAUGAAUUAAAAUGUUUAAAAAUGCAGAGUGAACAAAAUUAUCCCCAAUGUCUAGAAGCUCUUGUACAACUUAAAGAGCUAGGUUGCUAUUAUUACAUUUAUUGAUUACAUUUUUAUCCUGUUCUUUUCCAGAGCUCAGGGGAAUCCAUCCCUUCCCAAGAACCCCGUGAGUUUUCAGAUGAAACAAAACUAUUCAGGUGGAUAA